UGCAGGUGUUUGAAGAGCUGCUUUUAGACGCUGACUACAGCAUCAACGCAGGGAACUGGAUGUGGCUGUCGGCCAGCGCCUUCUUCCACCAGUACACGCGGAUCUUCUGCCCUGUCCGCUUUGGGAAGCGCACGGACCCCGAGGGGCACUACAUCCGGAAAUACUUGCCUAUACUAAAGAACUUUCCCUCCAAGUACAUCUACGAGCCCUGGACAGCAUCUGAAGAGGAGCAGAAGCAAGCGGGGUGUAUCAUAGGUCAAGAUUACCCCUUCCCCAUGGUGAACCACAAGGAAGCCAGCGACCACAACCUGCAGCUGAUGAAACAAGUCAGAGAGGAGCAGUACAGAACAGCCCAGCUCACGAGAG
This is a messenger RNA of Tauraco erythrolophus (red-crested turaco), 366 nucleotides long. The record is from RefSeq and is a predicted model, not a curated record. NCBI's taxonomy places the organism in Eukaryota, Metazoa, Chordata, Aves, Musophagiformes, Musophagidae.